Molecule: messenger RNA, 3117 nt
Organism: Daldinia childiae
Lineage: Eukaryota; Fungi; Ascomycota; Sordariomycetes; Xylariales; Hypoxylaceae
Exons: 5
Coding region: 1-3117 (1038 amino acids)
Biological process (GO): chromatin remodeling
Source: RefSeq, a predicted model, not a curated record
AUGGGUGACCCCAGUUACGGGGUCCAUAGAGACUUGCUUCCACAUGUGCAUCUCAUUUCGACAUAUAGAUACACCCUCAAAGCCCGAGUUGAACCCUCCGAAGUGACCGGUUGGUUGAUGCAAGCUCCUAAGAUCGCCCGCGACACUGCACCAUUCUUCUGGACCUAUCUCGAUCGUCCCGAGAAUGGAAAUGUCUUCUUGACGUGGCAGCCGUUACAACAGAUGGGUGUAAACUUUGCCAGCGAUGGUUUCAUCUGGCCUCCCCAGGAACAAUACUUGCAGCAGGAUGUGGGAAACGGUGUGAUCCUCGAGAUGUAUUAUCACAAAGCCGGAUUUGCUUACGGAGAGCCAUACGCGUCACAUUCGAGACGUCGCUUCCGCCUCAUUCCUCCUAAUAUUCACAACCCGAAUGCUCCCCAGGUUGAUCCUAGCUUAUGGAUAGUUCACUACGGUCCCGUCGAUAACAACGAGCGUAUUCCCCACCAGAUGAUCCCGCGCGAUCCCCGGGUUCAGUCUAUCCUAGAGACUCGCGCUUACCUACAGCGAUGUGGUCAGAUUCAACGAAAGGAGUUCAUUCUCAGCGACCGAGUGAACUGGCCUCAGAUCGCUUGGCCAAGAGAACCGUCGAGGCAGCCCAUGUUCGCAGGCCCCCGCGGGGUUCCACAGGCGAUGGCAUAUCCCGCUCACCCCCCUACGGCUGGUGCACCGCCAUCAAAACGAGCGCGGACUGGCCAAGCUGCACAAGGCCAAGUAGCUUCCGCCAUACCUGCUAUUUCCCAGCAAGAAGGCGUGUAUGACGACGAAGAGGAUACCUCUCGUGGCGACAUGUUUGACCAUCUUACGCCACGGGAAGUUAGUUUAGCUCGUUAUCGGCAGAAUCACGAGUGGAUGGAAGAGAUACUGUCAUCACCAUACAGAAUGGGCCAGAUUGGGUUUUCAGAUCUUGGGCUAGGUCUCAAAGGAGAGCUUUCGGAUUUAACUGAUGGUAUUUUUGAAGCUCAUAGUUUUAAUGCAACCACCCAGACCCUUUCUAAACCUACCGCAACUCAGUUUGAUCCGGAGAAGGCUGCUGAGUUUCGCAAGCGAGUUAAUGAUCGGCUUCGUUCUUUGCAGGCAGAGAUUGAGAAGAUGAAAGCAGACCACGCCAAAAAGGUGGCCAAGUUUAAGCACAACUCCCUCCUUACUGUUUCCGAAAGGGAGUUGCGAUCAGCCCUAGAUGAGCCAGGUUCUGAUGUACUACAACUUGAGAGGAAAGUCGAAGAAAACGAAGACGACACAAAUCGCUGGCCCUCUAAGCAUAAUAAGAAGGUUGAUGAGAUCGUAUCUCAGGUUGAAGCGCACCUAGGACGUCGAGCAGAGGUCAUAUAUGAACUGAGGAGAAUACAAGACGGUGGUUAUCAAGAGCCAGCUCCGGAACCGACGCCCCAGAUAACCUCGGGGCCGGGCCCUGUUCUUGGAGAGCCUCAGAACAGCGGGGCAAAUGGCAGCGGUGCAAUGUCUCGCCAACCAUCACACGCAGGGUCUCAACAUAGUGGAUUCACUAUGGGAGAUCAGGAUAUCGAUAUGGGUGGUGGAACUGCUGCCGGCCUCCUUGACCAAAUACAUACUGGAACAGGAGUCUCGUCUACCUCCACGCCAAUGAAUAACUUCCCGACUCCCCAAGCUCAGGCCUCGGGCGUCCAUUCCCACGUUACUACACCAGCAAAUCUGAAUGCCCCUUCGCCUCUACAGCCCACCCAGACGGACGUCACGGGGGAUGUAAACAUGAGCGGCGUCGUCGAUCCGCCAACCGGAACCGCUCCUGACCAAGGCACAGGGAGUGGUGACUGGGUGGUAGUCCCCAAAGCCGGUGCUGUUCCAGACGGCACCGCGGGUGCAGCACCUGUCAACAAUCCACCGAGAACCGCAGGCGUUCUGAGUAAACAAGCAUCAGCAACAGGAACCCCUUCAGCAGGGUUCGAGGGUGAUCAGAACGACUUCAGCUCAUUAGAUGAUUUGAACACGGCAGGAGAUGCACUAGCAGGCUUUAGCGAGACGCCUGGGGACCUCGGUGAGGGUUUAGAUAUGGAAAUGGAAGAUUCAGCGUUUGGUGACGCUUUCCAUGGCGUGGAUACGCAGCAAGGGGGAGGCACGCCGGCUGAAGUUGCUCUCCCCGGGCUAGGAGAGUCAACAACUGCCAGCGAGAUUGCCACGAGUAGUGCGACUAUUGAGUCCUUAGCAGCCGGAACUACUUCUAGUGCUAUCCUUAGGACAACGACGGAUGCCAGGACAGAGAUAUCCUCAAGUACAGCGGUACUUAAGACGUCGAAGGUCAUCGUGGCUUCAUCUUCGUCAAGCUCCGCAGUGUCAGUCGGAAGCAUUCAGAGCUUUCAAGCUAUACCUAUCGCAACUGCUACUUCUUCCGCGGCUAUCAACGUCGGGGUCGUAGCAGACUCGAGCACUUUAGCGGUAGCUUCCAGCUCUGCUUCUAUCCAAAGCUUUCGCAUCAUUAGUGCCGAUACGGCGGCGGCAGUUACAUCACCGGUUUUCGCGAAUGUCUCUACUUCAGCCCUUGUGUCUACUUCGGUCCUUGUAUCUACUUCAGCCCUCGUGGUCAAUAUUCCCGGAGCCGUUGCCACUUCGAGGUUCGGGGAUUUCUCUAACACCACUGCCACCACGGCUGCUACUGGAGCAGUAGCUACGAAUAUAGACGUUCCUCCUGGAUCUGUCCCAACUGAGCUCGUCGCACUGCCUACCGGUGGUGUAGUAACAUCUGGAAGUCUCCAGUCUCUGUUAGGAUCUGAAGGCACCGAAACCGCCGGGGUCCAGCAGUCGCUUUCCGGCGCCUUGGGCAGUUCGAGCGGUCGCAGUUCCGGUGCUACUACUACCGAAGCACGUCCCGCCGAAGCGACGAGCGGGUUGCGAGAGCUCCCUAGUGUGCAAACCACGCUGGGCUCACUGGUGCCAAUAUCCUCUGGGGUUGCGAGCUCCACGGCGGCGGCAGCAGCUAGUGGUGUAUCAGCGAAUAACACUUUGCCAUCGUUCAGUCUAAGCGCCGCGGCGGUGCUGAAGGCAGAUGCGAUAACGGCGAUGUUCGUUGUGGGAGUUACGGAGAUUUUGGCUGUGUUUUUUAUGUAA